Molecule: messenger RNA, 5722 nt
Organism: Effrenium voratum
Lineage: Eukaryota; Dinophyceae; Suessiales; Symbiodiniaceae
Source: the annotation of a GenBank genome assembly
AUGCAGGAUAAGGACGGUGUGCCAAUCAGGAAGCAGUGGAAGGUUGCGACGACCUCCAAGGAGCUCAUUGACGAGCUGUCGGGUCGGAAGUGCAAGCACGUUGACUCGGUUGAACAGCGAUGGAAGAAGAAGCCGAAUACCUUGUACGUUAGACUAGCCGUGAAGAACAGGAUCGCUGUAGGCGGUGGGGUCAUUGAUCCCGACUACGACGGAGAGAUCAAGGUCAUUCUCUUUAAUCAUGGGGGUGAGGACUUUAUCGUAAAUCCUGGGGACCGCAUUGCGCAGAUAGUACUGGAGCGUGUUAUGCUCAUCGACGCGCCAGUGAACAAGAAGGAACAAGCUGGGAAUGCCAAGGCUAAGGCCGCUCUUCAGAAGGAGUGGGACAAGUUAACUUCGCAAGGAUGCUGGGACUUGUCAACUGUCCAAGAGUGGCAUGAUGUUGCGGCCAAGGCACGUAAGGAAGGGGAGAAGAUCCAUGUUGGUAGAAUUUUCGACAUUUGUGUCGAGAAGAAUCACGAGCUGCCGGAGGACGAUCCAAAUCGCAAGUAUAAAGGGCGAGUCGUGUUCGAGGGAUGUUUCGUCCGUGAUGAGAUCGGGCAUUGGGCCCUGUUCUCCGAGAACACCUCCUGCCCCGCUACUAUGGCGGCGGGUAAGAUGGGUGAUGCUCACGGGUUACUCCCAGGGAAUCUUCUGGAAGUGAGUGAUGGGGAGUCUGCGUACACUCAGGCCCGCUUGAAGGGAAAGAAGACUUGGGUGAGGAUUCCUCGCGACCAAUGGCCACCUGAGUGGUUCGACGGCAGCGGAAAUCCCAGAUACAAGGAUCCGGUCGUUGUCCUCGUGCUUGCACUAUAUGGACAUCCGGACGCUGGUACCUUUUGGGAACAGCACUGCGAGGCAAUGCUGAAGAAGGUCGGUUACGUCAAGGUGAAGGAUUGGGCCAGCGUGUUUAGGCAUGAGGAGCUCGACCUCUUCCUUGUCGUGUACGUGGAUGACUUCAAGAUGAGUGGGCCGGCGAAGAACAUCGCAGAAGGAUGGGCGCUGAUCUCGAAGGUCAUCAAGAUGGAGGAACCAAGGCAGCUCAAGAGAUAUCUUGGCUGCGAGCACGAAUUCACGCAACAGGUGGUCAAGGGUCACUUUGACCCGAGACUGGCGUGGACGGUCGGCAAUCCUCCUGAUAAGGAGCAACCCGACUUGAGGUUUGGUCCAGAGGGGUUACUCUCUAAGGACAUCCCCAAGCCGGAAACCACGAUAAGGUUCAUCAAGUACAGCGAGAGCAGCUUCAUGCAGGCGUGUGUCGAUAGGUACAUUGAACUGUGUCAGGGAAAGUACCCGAAGAAGCUGCAGAAGGUUGAAACUCCGUUCCUGGACGAGAGCAAGCCGGAGUUUGACGAGAAUUCCGUCAACCCUGAAUUUGACAAACUCUUCAACCAGGCAAUGGACAUGGAGACCGUCAAUGCGCAGCCAGGAUGCCUCGGAGAUGACGCGGCGGCGGUGCUGAUGAAGGUUCUCUACGGAGCUCGGAUGGGCAGAUAUGACCUGAUUCGUCCCGUGCAGGCGUUAGCCAGCCGGGUCACGAAGUGGAAUCAUCUAUGUGACGGCAAGCUCCACAGGUUACUCUCUGAGUACGAGGGAAUCGUGAUUGACGAGGAAAAAGCUGGCGGAAUGGGCCUGGGGCGCUGCAUGGCGACGCCUCCGCGGCCGUCCUGGGACCUGGAAAUGGGGCUGGGCAUGGAGAAGCCUAAGGAUCCGAAGUUCACCACGAUUGAUCCAGAUAUGGAGAAGGCUGAUCAGCUGAUUGAGGAUGACAGUGCCGCGAGGUUCGACGAACUGGUUGGCAGAGUAUCCCACAUCAGCAAGGACAAGCUUGACAAGUCCCACAUGCCGGUGACGGACCAUGAAAAGCUGAUCCGGUACCGGGCGGUCAGGACUGCUGCGAUAGUGGCGGAAAUGAAGCGCCGGGGAGUGGAGGUUACGGAGAUGAACGCCGUGCACUUGGCGGCUAUCCUCUGCGCUGCGGUUCCGACGGACCCUGCUUUCUUGCUUCCCUACCAUAUCGCGUUCGUGUUUGAGGAAAGCAUUGAAAGUGGCAAGAGUGCGCUACCUAUGGAUAGCAGUACGGAGCCGGCAGCUGAACCAUGCGGAGGAAUGUGGGUUGGAGACCCGAAAGCCUGGCCGGAGUGGAAGACGGUUCACCCGCAGACUGCCUUGGUAAAGGCGGUCGCUGAUCAGGCAGAGGCGGCAUUCGGAGAUCACCCUCUGUAUAGUGGAGAUGAUUUCGGUGAUGCGGAGCACCAUUUCAACGCAAUCCGUGCCUGGAUGAGCGAGAGGCCGAACGCACUGUUCACGCCUCCGGAGUUGGUCGUGGACGCGAUGAUGCUGACGGAAGGGAGAAACAGGGAGGAGAUCGUUAGAUGUUCCUCAGGACGGAGGCUUUCGUCGGUCCCGUCGGUCAAGGAGUUCGCGACGGCUGAUAAGCCAGGAAUGCGGGGGUACCUGCACGCGAUGGGACAGAUGUCAGGUGUGAUCACAUCCUUGCAUGAUGCCUUUGACUGGGACCAUAGACAGGUGUUGAGGAUCUCGCCUAAGAACCCGGCGAGUGCCACUGAUGUGGAAAUUGGUCCCGACGACGGAUGGGCAUUCUUCGAUUUGGCCAUCAAUUUCAAGGGCCAGACGGACACUGAAAAGGUCCUUAUCCAUGGAACUUCGCAAUCCUCAUUGUGGAGCAUUCUGGGUGGUAUGCAGGUUACUGCGUCCACCGCGAGCGAUGAAGCGGUAGGUGUGUGGACAUCUUUGAAGGCGGUUGAGGCCCUGGGAUACAGCACUCUGUCGCACUACGGUCAGAACACGUGGGCGAGGGUCGCGAUUUGCAUCGCGCAACCGGACGAGUCCGAGAAUCUGUUCAGCGACAAUCCCCACCUGAAGGGUGUCAAGCGAGGAGCCCAACGAGUGUUUCCGAACGCGAGGUUGGGGAUCUGUGGGAUCUGCAUCAAGCUUGAGAAGCCUGCGGCGGACUCACAAUAUGUGGAGCUGUGCAACUCAGGGGGCGAUAGCACCCUGCAGUACUACAACCCAUUCGUCGAAUGGAAUCCGCAUGCUCCAUCGGUCGUGUGGGCUAUGCACAAGUUCUUCCCAGAGAACUACAUGGGACCGAUAGGUCUAUCCGUUGAAGAGGAGAACAUGCGUGCUGCUCCAGGGACCCCUCAGGCUGCCGAGGCGGAAGGUGGGGCACUAUUCGCCAGGAUCGUGCCGAAGUCGAACUUGUUUGAGGCCAUCCGGGGUGAAACGUUUGUGCUCACCCUAACGAAGGGAUACCUUACCGAGAUCAAGGACGAGGCAAAGGUGAUGCGCCUGAUCAGGAGUGGGAAGGUCAUCCCGCCAACUCUGGAGCUGCCGAGGGGAGGAUACUCCCGUGUGGCGGUUGAUUCCGUACAAAUGGAAAGGCUGUGGGACGCAUGGGCAGUCGCCGUGUUAGCGGAUGUGAUGCUGUCCAUCUACCCAUCCAUCGUUCUGCACGAGAUGAGUCGCUACCAAGACAAGAUGGUAAUCUUGCUUCGAUGUUUAGCGGCUAGUGGGACAGGUGCUGCGGUGAGGAUUGCUGCGGCCUUGGCGGCCGGGUACGGUCCUCCGGUGUUCAAAGAGGAGUCCGCGGCCCCGGAUGCGACUGUGUUCUACCUGCUGGAUCAGACGUUCAACACUGCAUCCACGAAGAACAAGAAAGGGAUGGACCCAGCCACGUUGGCGGAGGACAUCCUCAAGUGCAGGGCAAAGAACGAUCGGUUGAGGGGUUCCCCAGAUCACCGGCCGUUCAAGAACUAUGAGGUGCAUUACGUAACCAGCACUCGUGAUAACGAGGAGACAUCCCUUCGGAUGAUGGUUGACAAGGCGUAUGAGCUGAUGGACAAGCGGGCUGACGACUGCAUCCAGAAGUACGGCAAUGCAGAUGCCGCCAAGCAUGACCUGUAUGUCUUUGGUUUCCGUGGCUCCUACCUGUAUAGGUGGGAGAGGAAUGCGUGGAGGGCCAGAAGUGAUGCGGCGACCGUGUGGAGUAAGGAUGUGGAGUCGCUGAUCGCGCUCAACAACAAGGUCAAGGUGAUGGUUUGCGGCCCGGGGCGAUCGUUAGAUCGAGAGGGCGAUCCAGGGGUUCACAUGACCAAGGAGAUCCAGUACAGGAUGGGCGAUCUCCGUGCGAACCUGAUCCCAGUGGUUUCAGCAGACGCUGUGUCAUGGGGGAGUGAAGUUGACAGCUACGGCAGGAAUCGGCCGGUCCAAAGAGCAUGGGCUGUGGUGCCGCCCUACCUCGCGGCUGUCCCGGACUUUUUCUCCCUGACUAGGACUACAUGGUCUGGUUCUGUUACGUUGCACAUCAGGGACAACAUCCUCAAGCUUCUGAAGGAGGGUACUUCUUCGAAGAUGGGCGAUGGCGGAUCGAUGUCUGAGUCUGAGGAUGUCGACAUGACAGGUCAGCAUGCGGGAGGCCAGACCGCUGCCCCGAAAGCACCUCCUAAGGAGGAGAACACGGGUGGCUCCGCCGAGGCCGAGGUGUUGGAGUCCACCGGAGACGUUGAGAUGGAGCCGGAGAAGGAAGCCGAGCUGCUGCUGCGCUAUGUGGACCGUCGGGGCGGGCGCGCGAUCUCCCUGCGGGUUUGCACCUGGAACCUGCAUGGGUGCCCCGUGGACCCCGAGGACGACCUGGGCCUGUGGCUCUUCCCGGAGAACCAGGCCGCCGACCUCUACGUCAUCGGCAUCCAGGAGCUGGUUGACCUGGGCCCCAUGUCCAUGCUGCUGAACACCGACGGCCACGAGGAGCGCCAAGCUGAGCUGGAGAAGCGCAUCGAGGCCGCUCUAAGCUCCACCGGGCGCCGGUACUUGAAGGUUUGCAGCUUCGGCAUGGUGGGCUUGUCGCUUCUGUCCUAUGCGGUGGAUCGUCUGGAGCACCAUAUCGGGGAGAUCGACUGUGACCGGGUGAAGACCGGGGUGGACGGGCUCGGAGGCAACAAGGGCGGGCUCUGCGUGCGCUUCCUGCUGGGCAGCAUGUCCAUGUGCUUCCUAAAUGUGCAUCUGCCCUCGGGCCAGAACAAGGCGGAGGACCGGGAUGCGCACCUCCGGGAGGUGCUGGCCUACGCGUUCCAGGGAGUGUCGCGGAAUGGGUCCACGCGGCCCGCCAAGAACGGCUUCCACCGGGCCUCCGUGUUCUGCGCCGCGGAGCAUGACCUCACGGUUGUGCUGGGGGACAUGAACUCCCGCCUCGCGGAUUUGCCUGACCCGGCGGGCAUGCCUCGAGGACCGCCCGAGGCGUGGCUGCUCUUUGAUGAACUCCUCACCGGCAAGCUGCGCUGUGUGCGCUCCAUGGGCUUCCGAGAGGCCGAGGUGACCUUUCCGCCAACUUACAAGUACGCGGCCAGCGGGGAUCUGUGCCCCAGCCGCACGCCUGCCUGGUGCGACCGGGUGAUCUAUCGCUUCGAACCCCCUGCCUCAGAGGUGGCACAGCGGGUGCUGCAGCAGGAGGUGACCCCGGAGGUGGAACUGCUGGGCUACGACGCCUACAUGGAGCUGAAGAGGACCAGCGACCAUCGCCCAGUGGCGGCGUCCUUCAGGGUGAGCAUGCCCAGCCAGAGCCUCGACUUCAGCUGAGCCCCGCAUAGCGGUGCCCGCAGCCGUGCCGGCAUGUCCCUGUGGGCCCAGCUGUGGGCCAGGGUGAGAAAAGUGCCAGGGCGGGACGCCA